Messenger RNA from Adineta steineri, 576 nucleotides. NCBI's taxonomy places the organism in Eukaryota, Metazoa, Rotifera, Eurotatoria, Adinetida, Adinetidae. The record is from the annotation of a GenBank genome assembly.
AUGGGUUCAGAAAGUUUAAGCCAUAGAUUUUUAGCUGAAGAUCCAACAUACAAAGGCAAAUCACCAUAUGCAUCAAAAAGUGACGAUAAGAAAUCAACAUCUCAUCAUUCGGUGUCUCAUACAUCUGGAACACAUCCUGUAGCAUUAAGUAACGGUCCAAAUUCUUCAUCUCCACCAACAGCAUCAAAAAUCAAAUAUAAAUAUAAAUCACACCCCAAAUAUAAAAAACUGUACAAAGUUUAUAAAAAACAAUUAGCUCAUAUGGAAACGACCGUCAAUGCAAUUGAUUCAUUAUCAAAAUCACCAUCUACUAAUCAAGAUCAAUUACUUACGUCAAUAAAAAAACGUAUCGAUGAACUUAAUGAAAAUCUCGACAAUUUAAAUGAUACACCAUCAUUACAAGAUCAUAUACAUUUUGAUCCAAUAAAAGUUGAAAUUAAACAAUUACUUGAAGAUUUAAAAUCAUACAAAUUGGAUAAUAAAAAUUCAAAUUCAAUAAAUGCUAUUGAUCAUUUAGUUGGCCUUUCAUUGAAUGUGUCUGAUAGUGACGAUAACGAGGAAAACACUACACUAUAG